Phalaenopsis equestris is the source of this 1292-nucleotide messenger RNA. RefSeq lists its product as uncharacterized. The coding region runs from base 307 to 918 and encodes 203 amino acids. The record is from RefSeq and is a predicted model, not a curated record. Lineage: Eukaryota; Viridiplantae; Streptophyta; Magnoliopsida; Asparagales; Orchidaceae. The transcript is spliced from 4 exons.
ACCUGUAUGCAGGGAGAAAAAAUCAUCUGCACGUGGCAUGUCAAAUUGCCGCGGCAGCGGCUGUCCUGUUCCCCAAAUCAAUAGAUUACACUAUGUGCUUCCUAGCGUCAGUCUCCAUCAUCCUUCUCAAGUCUCGUCGGCUACAUUAAGAUGCAUCGCACUUGACAAGGAUGCUGAAAAACCAUUCCUUGUACUAAACUCUCCUUUCCACGCUGAUUUUCCGUUGAAACCGCAGAAAGUUCUCACCCAACAUCAUCCUUUAUACAUUUAAUCGAUGCCAUCUCGGAUUCGAACGCUGCCAGGGUGAUGGUUUCGAAUAAGGAGAAGCUGUGUUGCUGCGCUUGGAGAUGGGCAAAGACUCUCUUUUUCGUCGCCAACAUGCUCGCUUCCCUGUUCUUCGUGUGCGCACCUCCGCUUCUCGUCGUCUUUCUCGAUCUCCUCAUCCCUUUCGUUCUCCUCGCCGCCAUCGCCGGCGCCCCAGGGGCAGCCGCGAUGUCUAUUCAGCUCAGAAGCUACCGAUUUGGGACUUCCUUGGUUGACUUGCCGCUGCUCUCUGCUGCAAGAUCGCUCCUUUUACUGUGCUUUUAUUUGUGUUGGAGUGGGAAGGGGCCGUAUUUAGGCUUAGCGACAGUGUGCGCUGCGGUGUCUGUGGGUUAUGUGUCUCUUAAAGCAAUCGCCAUUUUUGGAGCUGAAGCAGCGCUUGGGAAACGUCGUCUCUUAUCAUUUGGGGACAAGGAGGGACCGGUGGUGGAAGCUCUUUUUCUGAGCUCUUUUGCUCUGGCCAUGGCCCAUGUCGUGGCGGCUUAUAGGACCAGCUGCAGGGAGAGAAGAAAGCUGAUUGUAUACAAAAUUGACAUUGAAGCGGUGUCUGUUUACAAUAAUGACUUCUCCAACUACCAUAAAAUUGCAUUGUCUUAGCAAAACAUGAUGGGUUUAUGGAGAAGCAGCAGUCAAAUACUGCUGUCAUCCUCAUCUGGAAUUUCAGUUUAAAAACCACACUUAUGGUGGGAAGUGCAAGAGAACCGUUGUGAUUCUCGUCAUCAAUGUUGCAACGCGAAGGAUCCAAUACCGUUUUCUAUUAAAUUGUUUAGUAUAAUUAUAAUGGCCUUUUAUUGCCAUUGUCUUUUCCUUUUCACUUUUAGCAGCAAUUUUUUUUGCUGAAUGUAUAUGUAAAUAGGUGAAGUGAUGAAAUAGGUAAGUGAUGCAUGAAUCGUGUAAUUUAAACAGUAUGUGUAUUCUUUUACCUUGAAUCCACUUACAUAGAGUUGUACAAAAAUCGUUAUACAAGUAUA